Ipomoea nil (Japanese morning glory) is the source of this 1590-nucleotide messenger RNA. Its product is annotated as zinc finger HIT domain-containing protein 2. The transcript is spliced from 7 exons. NCBI's taxonomy places the organism in Eukaryota, Viridiplantae, Streptophyta, Magnoliopsida, Solanales, Convolvulaceae. The record is from RefSeq and is a predicted model, not a curated record. Bases 250 to 1473 code for a protein of 407 amino acids.
CCCUCCAACAAAGAAAAGAAACAUUCCCGGGGUUUCCAGUAGGAAUGGCCUCUGCGAUUUGCGACGAGCCGACGACUCCUUCCACACUUCGACCGGCGACGUGCGGCAGCGAAUAAAACUUCCGUCGAGGCGGCGACCGACGAUAGGCCUUAAAUCUCAAAGCCUAUUUAGGACUACUCACAGAGCUCUGCAGCUUCGAAGAAUUUCAUUUCUUGUCCUCAAUUCGGACUCGACUAUUGAGUUUCUCCGAUGCCGGAUACCAUUGUCACCUCCGGCGAGACGCCGUCAACUUCCUCGCAGCUCAACUCAUCUUCGCGCAUAAUAUGCCGCGUAUGUCAAAAGCAAUUUUCACUGUACACUUGCCCUCGAUGCAAUACACGCUAUUGCUCUCUUCCAUGUUAUAAGUCACAUAGCCUUCGCUGCACUGAGUCUUUUAUGAGGGAGAAUGUUAUGGAGGAACUGCACCAAUCACAACCAGAUGAGCAAAGUAAACAGAAAAUGUUGGGAAUACUGAAACGACUGCAUUCAGAAGAUGAGAUGGAAUCUUUGGACGAAGAUGAACCAGAUUUCUCAUGGUCAGAAUCAACUAUUCAAAAGAUCCUAUCUGGAAAUGAGAUAAGUCUUGAUGAUUUAACUCCUGAAGAGCAGAAACGUUACCAAAAAGCCAUAGCCUCAGGUGAGCUGAGCAAAUUGAUUAAGCCAUGGGAGCCAUGGUGGACGAAGCAGUCAGCCAAAUACAUCUCUCUUGGCCAGGAUGGAACUCAACUUGUCCAGCCGAUUUCUAAAGAAGAAUCCGAUGAUAUUGAAAGUGAACCUUUGCAUGACAUUCCACCUGGCCCCGAAUCACCAUUACCCUCGGUUAGUAAGCUGAGUGUCGCCACACCAUCCCCAUUAUUGGCAGUUCACCUGGUUGACAUUGUAUACAGUUACUGCUUCACCCUUCGCAUAUACAACGGGGACUGGCAAUCCGACCCAACAGGAUCCGCCACAGUUUUGCUGAGCGUUUCUUCAGUUAUGGGUGAAGGUGCAAAACCGGAGACUGUACUGGAGGCUCUGUCACAUUGUUUGGAGCAAACAUGCUCUCCCGCUCUUAGACACAUGGGCGGCCUACAACUCGGAUUCAGACUCAUCGAAGAUGUGAUAGAACUUCUCUAUCUCGGUGGUGCAGCCUUAGUUUGCUUGCUCUCUGAUCUACAGAGGCUGAUUCAGUCGGCAGAGAAAGAACUAAAGUCUGCCAAACAACACAAGUCUGAAAGAUCAGAGAUGAAGAAAAGGCUUAGGUCUGCUGAGAGGAAGGUUUACUUCAUUAUGUGCUGGGUUCACGAGCAGACUGGCGACGCAUGGUCUUCCUUAGCUGCCAUUGUCAAGGUGGAGCAGAGUCAUACCAUGGAAUACGCGGGAACUGAGACAAGUCUCCCAAAGAAGGAGAUAGCAGAACGCGUUGGGAAGCCCUUUAUCAAGGAAAUCCAAUGAGGCGAAUGUUCAAUAUGUGAUAUGAAUUUAUGUCCUUCCUUAGCUUAAAUUUUUUGCAUUAAGUUUUGUACUAUUGGAAUUGAAUUAUAUUAUUAUUAAUGAAUUUGUGUUGACAAA